Molecule: messenger RNA, 2720 nt
Organism: Paramuricea clavata
Lineage: Eukaryota; Metazoa; Cnidaria; Anthozoa; Malacalcyonacea; Plexauridae
Source: the annotation of a GenBank genome assembly
AUGCCGUAUGCAAAUAAAAGAAAAGCGAAUAUUGAAAAACUGUUAAAACAAGAAGCGAGUAAAUGCAAAAAGGUAUCGGAUUUCUUCACAAAGAACGAAAAUGCAAGAACAUCGUCAUCGACAUCGUGCGAUACAAACGUUGAGAAAGAGUCAGAACAAUUAUUAAAUAUGGCGCCAAUUGAAGUGGAAAGCGAAGUACAAGGCACUGCAGCUACUGGAGGCACUGACCAAGGAGAACCUCGUAAAGACAAUGAACUGAAUGAAGUGGAUUUUGAUAUUCGAAAUUCAGAUAGGGAAGGUAAUGUUCAAUUUGUUCAUACACGGGCUCCUUCGAAUAAUAUUCCAAGCAAUACUACACCUUCGACCUUAUCGUCAACAAGCUCUGCAAAUAUAAACAGCAUUACUUUGGUUACAACAAGUGACGUUGGUUUGCCAAUAAGCACAGCAAACACAUCGUCAACGCAAAUGACUACUGAAACCACUACUGAGUAUUACAGAGGCUACCCAUUAAACCUAAAAGCACUUCUAGGAAAAUUUGGAGAUGGUGUACUAUCUCAAUAUUAUGAACGAAGUAGAGUUUCAACGCAGAAUCGCCAGAGAGCUAGGGUUUUUGUCAAGUGUUGCAUCUGUGGUGAAUUCGAAGAGGAAGCAAAGCGCUUUUCAGCUAAUGGUAGAGUGUACAUGGCACAAGGUGUGCGUUGUGAUGGGAAGAAAAAGAUACAAGAUGUAAUUGAUCAUCUACUGGGGCCUUCACAUAGAGCAGCUCAAGAAAAGAAACAGCUAUCCAGGUGGUGGAAUGCCAAAGACAAACGUCACCCAUUUAUUAACUUGGCAACAAAAAGUGAUCCAACAGUUGUGAAGACCUUGACUGAAAUGGCAGUAGAGGUCUAUAAUGACAGUAAAUCUUUGACUUUAGCUGCCUGGUCAUGGCCAGGUAGAUCUCUUGCUAAUUUACAUGCACAACAACAGUUUAGGUCUUUAACUGACAGUGACAACGUACAAAGUUUUACCCCGUUUAAACCAAGUGGAGAGGAACUUCAUUAUAGGGAUCCAAUGCAUUAUGCAGAAAUGUUGGAGAUAAUAGGAGAUACAGAGAGAAGCACCUUAGAGAAGAACUCCAGAACUGUAUUUGUUUUGCUGCACAAAUGGAUGGUUCUGUCGAUGCUAGGCAACAAGAUAAGAAAUUUAUAUUUGUUCGAUUCAAUACACCCGAGGACCCUCUUUCUAUUAAGACAAGAUUUGCAAGUGCAAGGGAAAGUACCUAGCGUGGUGCUGAAGGUUUGUGUUCUGCCAUGACAAACUGUUUUGAUGACAUGGGCCUUUCUAAAGAAUGUUUGCAGUCAAAAUUUGUUGGGAUGAGCACCGAUGGAGAGUCUGCAAACACUGGUAAGGAUUCUGGACUGUGGGCUAGAGUUGAAAAUUAUGUUGGUCGUUCAACAAGAAAUAUCUGGUGUGCAUGUCACCGAUCAGACUUAGCAAUGGAAGAUGUGAUGAGGUAAUAAUAAUAAUAAAUUAAUAAUAAUAAAAUAAUGAUUACAAUAUUUCAUUAGGAAGUCCACUCACAAAAGAGAUUUUAAGUGAAGCCCUGAGCAAAAAAAGAUAAAAAAAUAAAUUAUAAGGCUAUAUUAAUGUUAACAUUUAUAAUGUCUUAGGUUGGUACCUGAACUGAAAAUCUGGCUUUCCAAUGUAACGGGAGUAGCUACUUAUUACCGCACAUCAGGACUAAGGAGUUGAAGACCAUAAAACCAGACAUGAGAAGUUUUCCUCCUCAUCAUGAGGUAAGGUUUGCUCAACAUCUUGUUCAACUUUGUGGAGCGAUACUAUUCAAUUUAGAUGGAUGUUUAAAGCACUGGCAAAAGAUUUGUGAUGCUCCUCGAGAAUAUAAUACCAAGGAGGUAUCGUCUGCAAAAGGAUUUUUAAAGUUGUGGCAACCAACAGGAGUGCAAGCAUGGCUAACUGCUGUUAUGGUGGACACAUGCUGUAUCUUCAGAUAUAUUGAAAAAGAAGCCCAGAAGCCUGGCAUUAUCAUUCCUGAUAUCUUGAAGUACAGAGAUACUGCCUUGCAAAAACUUGAUAUAAUGCAAACAGAGCCAUAUCCAGGUAAAAUAUAUAUAGUUAGUAAGUUACUUUGUUUAUAGAAAACAAAUUGAACUCACUCUUAUUUGAGUUCUUUAACAAAGGUGUAUUAUUCAUUACAUUGUAUGUUAUUUUACUGCACAUAGGUGGGCAGGAGGAGUUAUUAACAAAGAAGAUUGCAGAACUGCAUCCAGAGAAUGAUGAAGCAGUGGAUAAUACACCAAGAAGGACACACAACACCAAUGUGACAACGUUUCGUAGAGGAAAACAACCUAUCAGGCAAGAGGUUAUUGAUUCUUCAAGGAAUUUUCUCCAGGUAAAAUGAGAUAAAUAACUAAUCUCAUAUCUGUUUAGCAAUCAGGUCACACCAUAUAAAGUUUUUAAUUACUAUUACCUAUAUUUUUUAUGUAUAUCAUUAUCAUGUUUAGACCAGGCUCAACGAGGAACAAACAGAAAUUGUAACAACCAUUAUCAACUUGACCUCAGCAAAACGUGCAAUUGAAUUCAUCAACAUUGCAUUACCUCAACUUGAAUCAAGUGGAAUCACUGAUAAACAAGCAUUUAUUGAUGCAGUUUUAGAAAAUUUUACGGAAAUGCUUCCUGAUACACAUAUUCCUGCAAGAGACUAUGGUGUGAGACUCUAG